AUGCGCCUCAAACUAGUGUGAGUUUGUUUUCCAUCAAAAACCGAUUCGAUGCACACUUUUUCAGUCGGAAAAAUGUCAAUUUUCUGAUUGUGCUCCUCCCGUGCCUCGUGCUCUUUCUCGUUUUAGUCUACAAUACGAACGAGGCGUCGUGGCGAAGAGUCCGAAUGGAAAAAGCAGAAAUUCGUGAAAUCUUUGGCCACGUGGACGCGACGAACAAUGUGAUGAACGUGUGCGCUCUGCCGGUCUACGACGUUUGGCAUCCGACAAUUUUGGAGCACUGGAGCAAUUAUUCGGAGCCGCAAUGCGAUCGGCACUUCCGUCCCUACACGUGGCUCGUCAACGGAACAUGGGGCAUCGCGGACGAGCGCCAGGGAACCAACUGCUCCGCGAGGUUUUCCGGUCGAUGCAUAGAAAGACAAUAUCCGCUUUGCAGAUGCUUUGAAUCGAGAUCCGGAUGGUUUCCGCCCGGCAACACGGACUGUCACUUCCUCGAGACGGUUUGUUGGGAGGGAUCCGAAGAAGUCUACGGAUACAUUCACACUCAAGUCAUUCCAAAGUGCGCGCCACGUUUUCUUCUUCUUCUUCUUCUUCUUCUUCUUCUUCUUCUUCUUCUUCUUCUUCUUCCUCUUCUUCUUCUUCUUCUUCCUCUUCUUCUUCUUCUCCCUCUUCUUCUUCUUCUUCUUCCUCUUCUUCUUCUUCUUCUUCUUUUUCUUCUUCUUCUUUUUCUUCUUCUUCUUUUGCUCCCUGGUCCCAACCGAUCGACGCUUUCAGACGAAUCAACAACACGACCGCUCGCACUCGGAGCCUUCCCAACGUCUUCGUCUUUCUGAUGGACUCGAUGAGUACGGGAAUGGCGAGACGGGACCUGCCGCGCACGCUCUCGAUCCUCAGGGACCGUCUCGCGGCCGUCGAGUUCCCGUUCGUCAACAAAAUCGGCGAGAAUUCGAAGCCGAACGCGUUCGCCCUCUGGUUUGGUGAGUGGAAAAUGGAUGACGAUUCAUAAUAGCGGAUUAUUUAAGGCAAACACAUUCAUAUGCACAAUAAACAAGGAAGCCAAGUGCUGAAUGCCGACUGGAAUGAGACGGAACACUGCAAAAAGAGGUUGGACGACAGACAACACUUGUUCAAGGACUACGCCCAACACGGAUACGUGGUACACUCUCAGCUACACAGUAGUCUUGGGAGUGGCGGUGCAAAAAAAUUGUCAACUAACAAAAUAAAGCUCAUGUUGAGCACUUUAUUUUUGUAGUUGACAACUUUUUUGUAUCAUCACUCCCUGGAGUACUGUAGCUUUUUGAAGUGGACAUUGAAAUUGGUAUGCUCUAUACUUGCCCCAACUUCCAAGAGCUACAGUACUUUAAGGAGUGGUUUUGGAAAAAAGUUGUCAACUAACAAAAUAAAGCUCAUGUUUAGUACUUUAAUUUUGUAGUUGACAACUUUUCUCUAUCAUCACUCCCUGGAGUACUGUAGCUUGUCAAUUUCAGACAAUGCUCCAAGACGACUGGCUCAUCUACCCACUUGACAAAUUCCCCAAUUGUCGUGGAUUCGAGAAACCGCCCGCCGAUUUGAAUAUUGUCAAUCUUUUGAAAAUAUACGAAUAUUAUGGAGCCGCAAAAACACGCGAGCAUUUGCAAGGAGACCUGUGUCGACAGCUGCACCAUUCGAUUCUCGAGCACUUUGAGCAGUUUGUGGACGCCUAUGAGAGUGAGUGCGGAUGUUUGAGAGGCUACAGUAAUCCUGCCGGCACAGACGUUCCCAAGUUCUCGUGGAUGUGGUUGAGCCAUCCGGCUCACGACACAUUCAACGGACUCGGACAGGUGGACGGAGCGCUCGCAGAGUUUUUCGAGAAAAACCAAAAAGUGAUGGACGAGUCGUUUGUCUUCUUUUUGGGCGAUCAUGGAUUUCGAAAAGGCACGAAUGCGGUGAGCGGAUAUUGCGAAUUCGACAAUAUUUCGCCCCCUUUUUUCAGAUGUUUCUGUCCGAAAUUGCCGCACUGGAGCGGGAUAAUCCGUACCUGUCGAUUGCGGUGCCGAAAAAGUAUCGGACGUCGCUUCUGGAGACGAUGCGAACGAAUUCGGCGCAAUUGCAGACGCACUUUGACACAAGGGCCACACUUUUGGAUAUUGUGAAGGUGUGCGAGCGGUCCACUCGCCGACUGGACCACUCUUUUUCAGUACCAACCACUCGCCAACUUCACUGCUCGCGAUUGGCUGCCGAUGCACGGCGAGAAGGGACAUUCUUUGGUGCGCGCGCAGCCGAACACUCCGAGAACGUGUGGCCGACUUCCGAUUCCCAUGCAGUACUGUAUUUGUCGCACCGAAAGUGUCGAGGUUACCGAGUGAGUCGACUGUCUGGAGUAGUGUCAACUUUCAAGCGCUACAGUACCUCGGGGAGUGGCGGUACAAAAAUGUUGUCAACAAACAAAAUAAAGCACAUGUAUAGUACUAUAUUUUGUCUGUUGACAACUUUUCUCCAUCAUCACUCCCUGAAGUACUGUAGCCCGUGGAAGUUUGAGCUUAACCUUCAAAUUAGCCCCAACUUCCAAGCGCUACAGUACUCCAGAGAGUGAUGCUAGAAAACAGUUGUCAAUUACAAAAAUAUUUUACUAAUUUCAAACAAUACUUUGUCUGUUGACAACUUUUCUCCAUCAUCACUCCCUGGAGUACUGUAGCCCGUGGAAGUUUGGGCUUGAUCUUCAAAUUGGUCCCAACUUUCAAGAGCUACAGUAAGCCAGAGAGUGAUGCUGGAAAAAAGUUGUCAACUACAAAAAUAUAGAACUAAACAUGCUCUUUAUUUUGUCUGUUGACAAUUUUUUUCAAAAACCACUCCCAGACGUGAAGUUUUGUUGACAAUCUCAAGUGUUGCAGUGAGGCAGUGCGAGCGCAGUUCGGUCAGCGACUCAUCGAUCACGUUCAUCAAGAAUUGGCCGAAUCGAAUUUGACGCAGCUGUGUGAUGAGUUUGAACUCCAUGAGGUAGCUUAUAGACAAUUUUUAUUGAAGGAUUUGAGGCCUCAAUGCAAUUUUUCCUUUAGAAACUUGCUAAUUUUGAGUAGUGCUCAGAAAAAAGCCUAUAACUCUGGAAUGAAACGUUUUCAAGGAAAAUGAUCAAUUACAAAGUUGUUUAGCAUGCAAUUUUCAACAUUUUUUCAGUUGACAACUUUUUGACAAACUCAUUGGCUCUCGAGAUAUAGGCCCCCAAAAGUUUGGCUUUUUUUGCAGGUGCUGAAACUGAAGUUUAACGGCGUCGACAAGUACAAUAUAAUAAUUGAGACGAAGGAGCCGAUUUACGCAAUGUUCGAGACAAAAUUCACGUAUUCCCCAGACACGGAUAUUGUCAAAUUCGAACAAGUGCUGCGGGCGGACACGUACGGAACGAGUGCCGACUGCACAACUCCCGUCAAGUUUGACUAUCGAUGUCAUUGCAAACAAUGAUCAUUUCUGUCCAUUUAUUCUUGUUAUUGUUGUUUUCCGGUUUCGUACACAAAAAAAUUGAAAAUUCACCGUUGAAAAAUGAAUAUUAAAGACGAAUAAAAAGCGCUCUGAUUUCUUAAUUUUCGCCGCUUUUAGUGGCCGCUAUUAUCUCACCAAAAACACGAAUUUUACGAUAAAAAAUUGGUCGCACCCCGAUUUCUAUUCAUUUUAUUGCGUUUUUGAGUCUGUUUUGUCCAGCAAUUGUGGAGAAUUUGCUGAAAAAUCCGAAAUAAAUAGUUUUGCAACGACACUCCGAAAUGCCGCGUUGGCUCCUUGUUUAGCGUACGCUUGAACACUUUCAUUUUGCGCUAAAAAAGAGGGUCUUUUGCGUCUUUUGAUGUCUAACCUUUUUUUCUGAUGAAUCAUAUUUUAGAGCGACACUUUUGGUCCCAAAUCGAUCAUCUCAUGAUUUUGUCAGGUACGUACAAAAUUUUGAUCUAUUGUAGAUCCGCGAGUUUUGAGGCCAUAUCGAUGUGGUUGGAAACAUUUGAAGUUCCGCUCAAAACGCGAAGAAAUACAAUAGCGCAAAGUUAUUCAAAUUUUCAGACUACUAUUUUCGGUAAAACACUCUCAAACACUGAAACAUGACGUAUUUUGCAGACGAUGCGGCCAAAUUUAAUCAAAAAUGGACACACAAUGUCCCUCUUGUCCCCUAAUCCAAAAAAAAGCGCAUUGUAUUUCGGGACCCAACGGGAAAGUUGGAAUUGGCAAUAAUUGGCAACAGUUGGACGCUGUCAUGAUCUACAGUACACUACAGUACUCUUAGAAGUGAUUUUUGGGAAAAAGUGUCAACUACAAAAUUAAAGUACAAGUCUUGUGCUCCAUUUUUGUAGUUGACAAUUUUUUUCUACAACCACUGGUUGGAGUACUGUAGCGCUUGGAAGUUAGACGCGCCUAAAAAGUGAGUAAAUAAUUUCCACAAGCUACAGUACCCCAGGGAUUAAUUUUACAAGAAAAUUGUCAAGUACAAAGAUAAAGUACAAGUCUUUUACUUCAUUUUUGUAAUUGAUCAUUUUCUUCUAACACCACUCCCAAGUGUGUUGUAGCCUUUUGAAAAUACAAUAACAACAUAAAGGCGUUGAGUCACAUUCGCGUCGAGAAAAGAAUCAAAAAGAGGCAACUAUAGUUGGUGCACGACGAAAAAAAAUCGUUUUGCCUCACUCAGUUUAUUGGAAAAAAGAGAAAGGUCACCGGAACUUUCACGGGUUUCCGAACAUUUUGUCACUUUUUUCGACGAUGGAAAAUUAGUUUUCCAUGAAAAUGCGACUAAAUUUGCAAUCGCCGAAUAUCAAUUUGAUUCGAAAACGUUUAAUAAUUCUCUGUUUAUUCUUGACAUUGGUUCUUCUGCUUUUGAAGCCGUCGUCGCCGAAACCGGAUCAUGGUAUGUUUCUGUAAUUUAAACAUGUCUUUAAAUUAGUUUUUCAGACCCGAAUGCGCCAAUUUCGGCGGAAAGAAAAGUGGAAAUCUAUGAGCGAAUGAUCGAAGAAUUCAGAAGACGUGAGCGAGAAAAUGUGACCAGGGACACGAUUUAUUAUGAGAAAAGGCCCGAAACGGCGCAUGUGGACUGUGGACGAGUGCUCAGAGGGGACAAGGUGAGGAAAUCGAGUAUUGUAGAGUUCUGAAGGGUUUUAUGGUUUUCGAAAAUUGUUUUAUCAAAUUCUUGACAUCUAGUAGGGUUUUUACUACUGUAGCUCUGGGAAGUUAGGCAUAACCAGAGCAAUUGAUUUAUUGAGUGUCUACUUCCAAGCGCUACAGUACCUUUAGGAGUGGGUGUAGAAAAAAGUUGUCAACUAAAAAAAUGUAGUACAAGGUGUAAGCUUUAUUUUUGUAGUUGACAACGUAUUUGUAAAACCAAUGCCCAGGGUACUGUAGCUCAUGGAAGUUCACAUACAAUAUUGGCUAUUGUCAACUUCCACGAGCUACAGUAGCCUUGGAAGUAAGUGGAAAAGAUGUAGAAACUUGACAUAACGCAAUCAAAUUUCCAGGAGUACACGUCCUCGGUGUCGCGUGUUCCCCUCAUUCCGGACCCGUCCCUGGACAUGUCCUGUCCGGCGGUCCGUCUCCGAAUCUCCGCGCGCGCCGAUCGACUGGCGCCGCUGAAAAACGGCGUGGCGUUCGCGCGGAUCGUCUAUCGCGACUACGAAUUCAUCGAAAUGCAAGUGCGCGCCUCCUUUCACCCACGCAAUCUCUUCUGUUUCGCCGUCGACGCGAAGGCCGACGAGACGUUUCGGCGGCGCAUUCAGCACUUUCCACGUUGCUUCCCAAAUAUCAUCGUUCUUCCUGGUAACCACUGUUUUUGUUUUUUUUUUGAGUCACGCGCUGAUUCAGGCGGGAAAAACUCAAUGCAUGAGAGCAGCGCCCAAACGCUGUAGUUUGUAGUCCAAGCAGCUCCGAAAAGGUGUAAUUUGUAGUCUAAGCAGUACCAAAAAAGUGUAGUUUGUAGUCUACGCAGCCCCGAAAUUCAUGAGAGCAGCGCAAAUUCACUGUAGUUUGUAGUCUAAGCAGUGCCAAAAAAAGUGCAGUGUGUAGUCUAAGCAGCUCCGAAAAGGUGUAGUUUGUAGUCUACGUAGCCCCGAAAUUCAUGAGAGCAGCACCCAAAAACUGUAGUUUGUAGUCCAAGCAGCUCCGAAAAGGUGUAAUUUGUAGUCUAAGCAGUACCAAAAAAGUGUAGUUUGUAGUCUACGCAGCCCCGAAAUUCAUGAGAGCAGCGCAAAUUCACUGUAGUUUGUAGUCUAAGCAGUGCCAAAAAAAGUGUAGUGUGUAGUCUAAGCAGCUCCGAAAAGGUGUAGUUUGUAGUCUACGUAGCCCCGAAAUUCAUGAGAGCAGCACCCAAAAACUGUAGUUUGUAGUCUAAGCAGCUCCGAAAAGGUGUAGUUUGUAGUCUAAGCAGCUCCGAAAAGGUGUAGUUUGUAGUCUAAGCAGCCGCAAAAUUCUUGAGAGCACAGCCAAAAAAGUGUAUUUCCAAAUGUUUGUGUUCAGUGACGGAAAGCUACUCAUCGGAAGGACACAACAUCAACGUGGCCUACUACAGAUGCAUGAAAGAAGUGCUGAAAAGGGACGGCUGGAACUAUCUGCUGCUCCUUCAGAAUCACGACGUCAUCACGAAGACGGUCUUCGAAUUGGAGACCGUCUACGCGAUUAUGGACGGCGCCAACGACAUUGAGAUCCGCGAUCCGCCGCCGGACCGACUGCACAUGACGCACACAUUCAAUUGGGAUCCCGAAUCGCUGAAACUCUUCAGAAAUGGUAGAUUUGACAAUUUUUGACAAACAAACCAUCGUUUCCGUUUCCAGAAUCAUCAAUCUCCGCGGAACUUUUGAGAACGCCGUUAAAAUUCGGCAAAGGUGACGUGGAAUCAUCUGUAUCCCGUGCGGCCGUCGAUUGGAUGGCGAAUACGGUCGAUUUGAGCGUUUACAUUGAAAAUUGGAAUCAAAUGGUACCCAAAUUCCCAAUUUUCAUCUACAGCACCCGUUUCUAGGGUUACGGUAACGACGAACUGCUGUUUGCCACGUUUCAAUCGAAUUCGGCGCUCGGAAUGCCCGGCCAUUUCACGCGCGAAUGUUUGGAGCGCGGAAGUGGUACGGAAGCGAUUACAAAGUACGGAAAAGCAGCGAGUACACUGUAGACGUCAACUAAAUUUGAAUGCGACUUUUCAGAAUGAGCCGUUUCAGUCCGAAUCCGUGCGCUUCUGGCGAACGACGGCAUUGGUCGUGCAUUUUCGGAAUCGAGGACUUUCGAACCGCAGCCGCUUUUCCGAAUUUGAUGUUCAAUAAGGUCGGUGGCCGAACUUUUCCUCUUCCAUCACCUUUCGUGGCCUAGAAUUGCGACACGGCCCUGGAAACUAGGUUUCAGACUACAUUGAAUGAAAAUGGCCUAGCUUUUCCUCUUCCACAGCCUAUGUGACCUAAAAUGUUCAUGUUUUUUCUCUUCCACGGCCAAAAGCCCUCACAAUCGCCUCCCAAUGGCCUAGAAUUCCCGAAUGGCCUAACUUUUUCUCUUCCAGAUGAUGCCCACAUUCGACUAUUCGAUUGUGGAGUGUGUGGCCGAACUUUUGCACAAUCGCACAUUUCUAGGCCAACUGGAUCAUCCGCUCAACGAGAAUUACUAUGCGAAUAUGGUCAAUGUGAGUGAGAACAAUGUUUUGUUUGAAAUAUUUCAAAAAAUGUCAGGUUCUUUAUCACAAACAUCAUCUGGAGAGUGGAUAUGAACUGAAUUGCACACCGAGCCACACUCCUUGGGACCAACUGCCGUAUCCAGUCUAG
Molecule: messenger RNA, 7733 nt
Organism: Caenorhabditis sp. 36 PRJEB53466
Lineage: Eukaryota; Metazoa; Nematoda; Chromadorea; Rhabditida; Rhabditidae
Source: the annotation of a GenBank genome assembly